Molecule: messenger RNA, 1653 nt
Organism: Terrapene triunguis (Three-toed box turtle)
Lineage: Eukaryota; Metazoa; Chordata; Testudines; Emydidae
Gene: CANT1
Product: calcium activated nucleotidase 1
Exons: 3
Biological process (GO): proteoglycan biosynthetic process
Molecular function (GO): calcium ion binding; GDP phosphatase activity; UDP phosphatase activity
Source: RefSeq, a predicted model, not a curated record
UUCCGACUGCGCUGGAAGGCCAUCCUGGUGUCCUCACUCAGCGUCGCCUUGGUGCUGCUCUUGCUGUGCUUUCACCGCUCGGCCACGGGGAGACCAGCCCCGGCCAACGCCCACAACUGGCGGCUCAGCCCGCUGCCCGGGGACAGGUACAAUGACACCUACCCGCUGUCCCCGCCCCAGAGGAACUCGGAAGGGGUGCGCUACCGGAUCGGGGUCAUUGCCGACCUGGACACCGGCUCCAAGGGCCCACGGGAGCACACCUGGUUCAGUUACCUGAAGAAGGGCUACCUGACCCUGUCGGCCAGCGGGGACAGAGUGACGGUGGAGUGGGACCGGGCCGACAGCCUGCUGGAGUCGCAUCUGGCUGAAAAGGGGAGAGGCAUGGAGCUCUCGGAGCUGGUCGUCUUCAACGGGAAGCUGUAUGCAGUGGACGACCGGACGGGAGUGGUCUACCUGAUCGAGGGCACCACGGUGGUGCCCUGGGUGAUCCUAUCAGAUGGGGAUGGCACCGUGGGCAAAGGCUUUAAAGCAGAGUGGCUGGCAGUGAAGGAUGAACACUUGUACGUGGGUGGCCUGGGGAAGGAGUGGACCACGGCCACCGGGGAGGUGAUGAAUGAGAACCCCGAGUGGGUGAAGGUGGUCGGCUCCAAGGGGGACGUGGGCCAUGAGAACUGGGUGUCUAACUACAACGCCCUGAGGGCAGCGGCUGGCAUCAGACCCCCAGGUUACCUCAUCCACGAGUCGGCCGCCUGGAGCGAGACGCUGCAGCGCUGGUUCUUCCUGCCGCGCCGGGCUAGCCAGGAGCGCUACGACGAGAAGGCCGACGAGCACCGGGGCACCAACCUGCUGCUGCGGGCCACGCAGGACUUCGGCGACAUCGCCGUCAGCCACGUGGGGGCCGCGGUCCCGACCCACGGCUUCUCCUCCUUCAAAUUCAUCCCCGACACUGACGACCAGCUGAUCGUGGCCCUGAAAUCGGAGGAGGACGAUGGCAAGAUCGCCACCUACAUCAUGGCCUUCACGCUGGACGGGCGCUUCCUGCUGCCGGAGACCAGGAUCGGGGCCAUGAAAUACGAAGGGAUUGAGUUUAUUUAACAGGGACUCUGUCCUGGUGGGGACGCCCCGGGGUCAGGCGCGCGGGGCUUUGCCUGAACUUAGUCGCCGUGGGGGGCGCGCCGCUCCUGAGCUGGCCUGGAUCCCCGUGGGAGGUGGCUCCGGGGCUGGGUCCCAGGCUUCUGCAGUUACCAUGUUGGUGAGUUGCUGCAGCACAUGUGGCUUGAAUGUCUGGGCCCCGGCACCUGGUGGUGAAAGGCCAUCACUGCAAGCUUCCACGUGGUCCUCUGCAGGGCUGCAAGCCCUUGUCCUGCACCCCAGGGCCCUUCCCAGGCUGCCCCGCAGAGCGCUGGGUGCUGACAGGGGAGGUCUCCAGGGAGCUUAGCGAAGCUGUGAGGCAGCCGCUCGGAGGGCGUUUCCUUCCUGCCCAGCCAGGGCAGUGGAAUUGCUCAGCAUCUCUGAGACUGGCCCAUGAUUUCCCCUCCCACCGGCAGGGCCCUGCACCGCAGCCUGGUGCUCCCGCUGCUACGUUACCCUGGAGUUUCCCUGCAGCACAAAGGGCCUUUGCGGUGCACAGCAGAGUGGGAGCAGCUCGUGCCC